CGCAGUGCUGCUGGACUAAAUCAGCUGACUUGAGCGGGAUGCUAGGUUGAGUCGAAGGACCUCUGGAGCCAAACACGCUGCUUGCUGCUUGCCGUCUAUACACAACAUGCCUGGACAACUGCGACCAUCCCACUGACUCACGCCCACAGACGCAAACGUCGAAGCCCGCGUCAACAUUACGAGUGCUCGUCCUGCUUUACCAAGCCUCCUGCCAGCAGCCAUGACGGAAUUCUGGUUGAUCUCCGCCCCGGGCGAGAAGACGUGUCAGCAGACGUGGGACAAGCUGAUGGUGGCCACCACGCGCACCAACAACCUUUCCUCCAACAACAAGUUUAACAUCCCUGACCUGAAGGUGGGCACGCUGGACGUCUUGGUGGGCUUGUCUGAUGAGCUGGCCAAGUUGGACACCUUUGUGGAGAGCGUGGUGAAGAAGGUGGCUCAGUACAUGGCUGACGUUCUGGAGGACAGCCGAGACAAAGUCCAGGAGAACCUGCUGGCUAAUGGACUGGACCUGGUCACUUACAUCUCCAGGUUCCAGUGGGACAUGGCCAAGUAUCCCAUCAAGCAAUCUCUGAAGAACAUCUCGGAGAUCAUCUCCAAGCAAGCCACCCAGAUAGACAACGACCUGAAAGCCAGAGCUUCAGCCUACAACAACCUGAAGGGAAACCUGCAGAACCUGGAACGCAAGAACGCGGGCAGCUUGUUGACCAGGAGUCUCGCUGACAUUGUAAAGAAAGACGACUUCGUUUUGGACUCGGAGUACUUGGUGACCAUGCUGGUGGUUGUCCCCAAGACCAGCUUUGCCGACUGGCAGAAGACGUACGAAACUCUGGCAGAGAUGGUAGUUCCUCGCUCCACCAAGAUGUUGUUUGAAGACAACGACAGCGGCCUGUUCAGUGUGACAUUGUUCCGUAAGGCGCUGGAUGACUUCAAGCACAAGGCCAGAGAAAACAAGUUCACGGUGCGUGACUUCCAGUACAACGAGGAGGAGAUGAAGGCAGACAAAGAGGAGAUGACUCGCUUGUCCACCGACAAGAAGAAGCAGUUUGGUCCUCUGGUGCGAUGGCUGAAAGUCAACUUCAGUGAGGCCUUCAUCGCCUGGAUACACAUCAAAGCUCUCAGGGUCUUUGUGGAGUCUGUCCUCAGGUAUGGUCUGCCGGUCAACUUCCAGGCCAUGUUGCUGCAACCCAACAAGAAGAACAUGAAGAAGCUGAGGGAAGUUCUCUAUGAACUCUACAAACACCUGGACAGCAGCGCCGCCAUCAUUGAUGCGUCCAUGGACAUUCCAGGUCUGAACCUGAGCCAGCAGGAGUACUACCCCUACGUGUACUACAAGGUGGACUGCAACCUGCUGGACUUCAAAGUCUAAGAAGACAGGAGGUCUCACUCUGUCCCCAACUUCUUGUCAUUCCCUUCUUCUUCUUCUUCUUCUUCUUGUCCUCCGAAACAAGAACAUGUCAACUUGAACUCUGACCUCCCCUCUCCUUGCGGGACAAAUCCAGAGUGUUCACUUAUUGCAGGAGUACCUCAAUGUUUGUGUUUGGGAGCGUGACGUCUUUUUAGCAAGUAGUACAUCAAUGUGUCGCCUGGUUUUACAGUCAAAUAACUGUGUGCUUCCUUGUCGUCGUAUUGUUAUUUGUGUGCAUACUGUAAAGUAUUUCAAAAUGAUAAUAAAUGUUCAUGUC
Messenger RNA from Entelurus aequoreus (snake pipefish), 1685 nucleotides. RefSeq names its product V-type proton ATPase subunit C 1-A. Gene Ontology annotation, biological process: proton transmembrane transport. The transcript is spliced from 13 exons. The coding region runs from base 221 to 1369 and encodes 382 amino acids. The record is from RefSeq and is a predicted model, not a curated record. Gene Ontology annotation, molecular function: proton-transporting ATPase activity, rotational mechanism. NCBI's taxonomy places the organism in Eukaryota, Metazoa, Chordata, Actinopteri, Syngnathiformes, Syngnathidae. Gene Ontology annotation, cellular component: vacuolar proton-transporting V-type ATPase, V1 domain; lysosomal membrane.